Hordeum vulgare subsp. vulgare (domesticated barley) is the source of this 2837-nucleotide messenger RNA. Its product is annotated as copper methylamine oxidase-like. The record is from RefSeq and is a predicted model, not a curated record. Bases 334 to 2577 code for a protein of 747 amino acids. Gene Ontology annotation, molecular function: copper ion binding; primary methylamine oxidase activity; quinone binding. The transcript has 12 exons. NCBI's taxonomy places the organism in Eukaryota, Viridiplantae, Streptophyta, Magnoliopsida, Poales, Poaceae. Gene Ontology annotation, biological process: amine metabolic process.
CAACCCAAAAAAACGAAGCACACCGGUGAAACUCCCACCAGAACCCCAAAACCCCUCCUCCGCUUCCCGUCUCUCCCCAGAUUGCCCACUCGCGGCCGAGACGCCAGCCCCAUUCCGCGGCGUGGAGCCCCGAAUUCCCAAUCUCAAAAAAACCCAUCGCGCCUCGCGCACACGAGUGAGUAGAACUGUAGAAGCAGCCGAGGAGGAGGAAGCGGGUAAGGCCGUGGAGGAGGCGGAGGGGCCAGUGCUGGGUGUCCGAUCGUUGCCACGAGAGGUAGAGGAGAAUUGGAGGAGGGCGACGAGCGGGAACGAUCAGGUAGCAAACCCUCUCCCAUGGCUGUCUCCGAGGAAAAGGCGCAGGGAUGCCGCAGCAGCGGCGCGGCCGCCACUCCCGUGACGCCCAACGGCGGCGCUGUGAUAGAGGAGAUCACGGAUUCCCCGUCCACCACCGCUAAGGCCUCGUCCAAAGGAAUCCCAAUCAUGACGAGGGCCCAGAGAAGCCACCCUUUAGACCCAUUAUCUGCUGCUGAAAUUGCUGUGGCUGUAGCAACUGUUAGAGCUGCUGGAAGAACUCCUGAAGUACGAGACAGCAUGCGUUUUGUUGAAGUUGUGCUCCUGGAGCCAGAAAAGAAUGUUGUGGCAUUAGCUGAUGCGUACUUUUUUCCACCAUUCCAACCAUCUCUGCUUCCCAGAACAAAAGGUGGUCCUGUCAUCCCAAGCAGGCUCCCACAUAGGAGGGCCAGACUUGUUGUCUACAACAAACAAACAAAUGAGACUAGCAUUUGGGUUGUCCAACUCUCUGAAGUGCAUGCUGCUACUAGGGGUGGACACCACAGAGGCAAGGUUAUAUCGUCAGAAGUUCUUCCAGAUGUUCAGCCUGCAAUGGACGCAAUGGAAUAUGCUGAAUGUGAAGCUACAGUAAAAGAUUUCCCCCCUUUUAUUGAAGCCAUGAAGAAAAGAGGCAUUGAUGACAUGGAACUUGUCAUGGUAGAUGCAUGGUGUGCAGGCUAUUAUAGUGAUGCUGAUGCUCCCAACAGAAGACUUGGCAAGCCUCUAAUAUUUUGUAGAACUGAAAGUGAUAGCCCUAUGGAGAAUGGCUAUGCCCGUCCUGUUGAAGGGAUCCAUGUUAUUGUUGAUAUGCAGAAUAAUGUUGUAAUAGAAUUCGAAGAUAGGAAGUUUGUCCCUCUCCCCCCACCAGAUCAUUUGAGAAACUACACUCCUGGGGAGACACGAGGUGGUGUCGAUAGAAGCGAUGUGAAGCCUCUUAUUAUCAGUCAACCUGAAGGCCCAAGUUUCCGUAUUACUGGCUCUUUUGUAGAGUGGCAGAAGUGGAAUUUCCGUGUUGGCUUCACACCCAAGGAAGGUUUAGUUAUCCAUUCUGUUGCAUAUGUUGAUGGAAACCGUGGACGUCGUCCAAUCGCUCACAGGCUGAGUUUUGUUGAAAUGGUUGUUCCUUAUGGAGAUCCGAACGAACCACAUUACCGGAAGAAUGCAUUUGAUGCUGGAGAAGAUGGGCUUGGAAAGAAUGCACACUCUCUUAAGAAGGGAUGCGAUUGCUUGGGAUACAUAAAAUACUUUGACGCACAUUUUACGAAUUUUACUGGUGGUGUGGAGACAAUUGAGAAUUGUGUUUGUUUACAUGAGGAGGACCAUGGAAUCCUCUGGAAACAUCAAGAUUGGAGAACAGAAUUAGCUGAAGUUAGACGAUCACGCAGGCUUACUGUCUCGUUUAUUUGCACAAUUGCUAACUACGAAUACGGAUUCUAUUGGCACUUUUAUCAAGAUGGUAAGAUAGAAUCUGAAGUAAAGCUUACCGGGAUUCUAAGCUUGGGAGCUCUAAUGCCCGGGGAACAAAGGAAAUAUGGCACAACUAUUGCUCCUAGUUUGUAUGCACCAGUUCAUCAACAUUUCUUUGUUGCCCGUAUGGACAUGGCAGUGGACUGCAAACCAAAUGAAGCUUAUAAUCAGGUGGUUGAGGUAAAUGUUAAAGUUGAAAGUUCAGGCCCAGAUAAUAUGCAUAGCAAUGCCUUCUAUGCCGAAGAAGAGAUUCUGCAAUCUGAGUUACAGGCCAUGCGUGAUUGUGACCCUUCCUCUGCACGACAUUGGAUUGUAAGGAACACAAGGACCGUAAAUCGUACUGGGCAGCCAACAGGUUACAAGCUCAUACCUGGUUCAAAUUGUCUGCCAUUCUGCCUGCCGGAGGCAAAGUUCCUGAGAAGAGCUGGGUUUUUAAAGCAUAACCUUUGGGUUACAUCAUACAAAAGUGAUGAGAUAUUCCCUGGAGGAGAUUUUCCUAAUCAGAACCCGCGCAUCCAUGAGGGUUUAGCUACAUGGGUCAAGAAGGAUAGAUCCUUAGAGGAAACCAACAUAGUUCUCUGGUAUGUUUUCGGGAUAACCCAUAUCCCAAGGCUCGAAGACUGGCCUGUCAUGCCAGUGGAACGCAGCGGCUUCAUGCUCAUGCCUCAUGGAUUCUUCAACUGUUCACCUGCUGUCGAUGUUCCUCCUGCAUCCGAUGUGGACGCCAAGGAAGCUGAGACGCCAAAGGACAUCCAAACCGAGCUCAUUUCAAAGCUGUGAGGCCCGGGACCGGAGAAUCGUGUGGUUACUCCUUUGGAUUGACAUGCCGUGUACGCCCUUCUGAUACGCUGCAGCAGCUUCUUGCCGUGAGCUGAAUUCACUGUGUGCGAUUGAUUUGCUCUUACGUAUGAUUUUUCUGUUUUUCUGAUUGGCGAUUAGAACUGGUACUGAAGUUGCCAAGUUGGACUCCAAUUUUGUGUCCGGCAAUGGACAAGAACUGGGGCACUUGUUCAGAGUCAGCGCUGUUACCUCUCAUCAAA